AUGACCACAGCCAUGGGGGAUUAUGACAAUGAGCUCUUCAAGGAGCUCGAAAGCACCUACUGUCCACCAAUUGAUCCUGCGUUAUUUGUUGCGAUCGUCUCAGACUUUGACCUGGCGAUCCCCACUCAGGUCGAACAGUUGCGCGAGACCCUGGACGUGUUGAACGCAUCUGCUGUUGAGCAAGAAGACUUGCCAUUUGACCCCACAGGUACAACCAACCUCCGAAACUCUGAUGUCUCAGGCGCUGCGAUUGGCGAAUGGCCUGACGGCGCAUCCUCAGGUCCUACUAGCUGGCCAUCGCUUGAACAUCCUGAAGACAGUAAUGACGACCCCAACAGCGCCACUUAUGACGCUGAAAGGCUCAAAGGCUCGAAGCUUGGAUACACCUUUCUGGGUAUGACAACUGCUGAUAAGGCACAGAACUUGAUUAGCAUGUUCCCGACUAUUACUCGCCUGGAAGCUGAGCGCAUCCUCGAAGAUUGUCACGACAAUCUCAGUCGUUCAAUGGAUGUCUUGCUCAACCUUGCUUUCAUCGAAGAGACACAAAUCGCCAGAGAAAUUCCUCAACACACCCCCGAGGAGGUUGCUCAAGACAGUCAGUCCUCCAUUCCCAAGUCGAUCGAUGGCUUCCAGGCCAAGGAGAAUGAGAACGGCGGCAAGAAGACCCGAAAGAAUAAAAAGCAGAAGCAACGUCGAGUCGACCUGGCCUCCCAGGCCAUGAAUAACACUGCCACCAAUAAAUGGGAGUCAGGAAAGAAGGAUAUUGAAUUUCUUUCCUCGCGGGCCUGCGCUUUACAGAGGGAGAAAAUCGCGUCGACUUACCAUGAGAAUUCGAUGUCACUCUGUGGAACAAUCAGAGUCUUGGCGCAGGCUCAUGCACCCAAGGACAUCCAAGAGAUUGAGGACGACCCUGUACUCGUCACUCAGGUGGGGGAGCUGGGUGACAAGUACCCCGGCAUCAAUCCGAUCACUCUGACUGGGCUGAUUCGAAUUGCAAACAGUGAGAUCUCAGCGGCAGAGGAGCUUGCUGAGAUCUUGGCCCGUCGCCCUGAUCUCACUUCAGUUUCAGAUAUAAUCAGUUUCGUGUCAUCCCCGGUCGCCCUCGACGACGAAGAGAACAUACCCCCGGCUCAGCAGACAGAGAGUGCCUCUGAUUUCAUGGAUUUCAGCCAAGCCGCCGCUGCUGCCAACUCUCACUUCGCAGCCCGCUCAGCUGCCCUCGCCCAAGCAUCCCAGUCCGCCCGCCGCGCCCGCUCAAACCCUCUCUACAGCGGCGCCUCCGCCUACUACCGGGAAGUCGGAAACGAGCAACGCCAGCUUGCAAUGCGCCAUUUGGCGACAGCGUCGGAUCGACUGGUGACCCGCCAGUCGUCCCAAUAUGACCUGGAUUUGCAUGGCGUGACGGUCGCCAAUGCCGUCAGGAUUGCUCGCGAGAGGGUCCAGGCGUGGUGGGACGGGCUGGGAGACCAGAAGUACGUUCGUGGCGGAGGACAGAGCUCCCACGGCGGGUUCAAUAUUGUUUGCGGUGUUGGUCACCACUCCCAAGACCGCAAAUCACAUAUUGGACCCGCCGUGUGGAAUAUGCUACAGAAGGAGGGGUGGCGUGUGGAGCUGAAUCGGGGCUCCAUGUUGGUGACCGGCGUAACCCGCCGUUGA
Penicillium verrucosum is the source of this 1656-nucleotide messenger RNA. RefSeq lists its product as uncharacterized. NCBI's taxonomy places the organism in Eukaryota, Fungi, Ascomycota, Eurotiomycetes, Eurotiales, Aspergillaceae. The transcript is spliced from 2 exons. The coding region runs from base 1 to 1656 and encodes 551 amino acids. Gene Ontology annotation, molecular function: ubiquitin binding. The record is from RefSeq and is a predicted model, not a curated record.